GAUGCUGAGAUGAAUUUUGGUCGCCUAUUGACCAUAGCAUAGGCCACGAAUGGUUCAGGUCCCCCGAUGCCACAGACUGCCUUAUAGGCUAAAUGAACGUUGAGAUAUGCAGACGACUUCCCGUCGACCCGUCGCCGCCCCACGGAGUGGGUAAACAUGUGCUGUGGAUGAUAUAGCUGUGGAGCUCACAAUCCAUCAGUUGUCAUUUCUGACCCAGAGUCCUCCCCUGAGCAUCGGCCGUCGCCAUGGCGUCCUCCUCUCGCCCGUCCCGCAGCCGGCGGCGUGGGAAGAAAGACCCGGUACGCCACAGCCUCAACCCGGAGCAGCUCCACCACAUGGAGCUAAGGCACUGCCUCCAGCAGGAAACGGGCGCCGCUCCACGGUCCACCAGCGACACGGACCUGGUGACGUCCUACUGCCGCUCCACGCUCACCACUAGCUCCUCCCACUACACCAUCGGCCAACCCCAGGACGUCCGCGUCAUCUGGGACAUCAAGGAGGAGGUGGACGCUGGAGACUGGAUCGGCAUGUAUCUGAUCGACGAGGUGUUGUCCGAAAACUUUCUGGAUUACAAGAGCCGCGGGGUGAACGGAUCGCAUAAGGGCCAGAUUGUGUGGAAGAUCGAGGCCAACAGCUACUUUGUAGAAACCGAGACCAAGGUUUGCUUCAAGUACUUCCACGGUCUGAGCGGGGCGCUGAGGGCCACGACCCCGACCGUCACGGUGAAGAACCCCACCGCCCCGGUGCUGAAGCAGAACUCUACUGAAGAGGCGCCCCCAGCACAGGGCUCAAGAAGACUCAUCAGCUUCUGUUUGUCUGACUUCAACGCGGUGGGCCUGAAGAAGGGGAUGUUCUUCAGCCCGGACCCCUACCUGAAGAUCUCCAUCCAGCCGGGGAAGAACAGCAUCUUCCCCUCGCUGCCGCACCACGGCCAGGACAAGCGCUCGGGCAUCGUGUACAGCACCAUCAACCCCCGCUGGAACAGAGAGCGCUUCAGCUUCGUCUCGCUGCCGACAGACGUUCUGGAAAUAGAAGUAAAGGAUAAGUUUGCUAAAAGCCGACCCAUCUUCAAGCGUUUCCUGGGCAAGCUUUCAAUGCCCGUCCAGAGGCUGUUGGAGAAACACGCGAUCGGCGAUAGGAUGGUGCACUACACUCUGGGACGCAGACUACCCAAUGAGCACGUCACCGGUCAGCUCCAGUUCCGCUUCGAGAUCACAUCGUCCAUACACCCAGACGACGAGACCCUCAGCGCCGAGUGCUCCCCGGCCCGCCAGCCCCCGGCCGCGCGGCGCUCCAGCCACCCCUCGCGGGCGGCCCACACCUCGUCCGACGACACGCGCAGCCCCCUCCGCGUCGCCCAGGGCAACCACGGCCCCGGCGCCGGCGAGCCCCCCCAGAGGUCGAGACACCGGAGGCCGUCCAGAACCGGCCGCCACGGGCUCCCGUCGGACCCCGUCUGCAGCACGACGGCGUCUACGGAGGAGGAGGAGGAGGAGGAGGAGGAGAAGGAGCCGUCCGGUCCAGAUCCCCCUGAGGCCGGCCUGACCCGGGACACUCAGGGCGCCGCCUCGGCCAAAGCGGACGCGGCGGGCGUCACGGAGUCGCCGUUGGCGACGGUGCAGGAGGCCAGCGAGGAGAGGAGUCUGCACACGCCCUCCACGCCCCGAGGGACGGGGGAGGAAGGAGAGAACGGCUGUCCUGUGACCAUCAGGAGCUUGCCAAGGAGGCGGAGCCGGCCCUGCUCCCUGCCCGUGUCCAAACUGGAGACGGUCAUCGCCUCCUGCUCCGAGCCCGAGACGCCCAGGUCGCACUACAUACGCAUCCACCAGCUGCUCCACACGCUGCCCUGCAGCCAGCCCGAGGAGCUGCUCAACGGGGACGCCGUGUCAGGCGAGUCCCUGGAUCUGGAGGGCCUCGACGAAGACCCAGGGACGGCCUCAGCCAACGGGCCCCUGGAGGGGGGGGAGGAGGGCGGCUGUGGCUCCGCCGGGGGCCCCCAUGAGGGCCCAGAGGGGGGGCCCCGGCGCACCCUGCCCCGCUCCCUGUCCGUGGACCGCCUGUCGGACCUCGCCCUGAGGCUGGACGCGGAGGGGAGGCACCCUGAGGGCGCGGCGGUGAACGGGAUGGGCUACGAGGUGGAGGAGGAGGAGGAGGAGGAGUACGAGCCGUGCUGCAGCAACUCCUGCUUCACCCAGAGAGGGAGGCCGGCCCGACUGGGCCAGCACAGGUCAGGGGGCACGGCCUUCUCAUCCCAGGAGGACGAGGACGAGGACGAGGACGAGGCCGGAGGGGCCAAGGGGAAGGGCCCCGGGGAAGGUUCCUCCUCGCAGUGCUGCGGGUCAGAAGACGACUGCUUCAGGCCGUCGAGCCCAGCCUGCCCCAUGCCUGCCCUGAAGUCUGACCACUACCCGACCAUCGACGAACCGCUGCCUCCCAACUGGGAGGCGCGCGUGGACAGCCACGGUCGUGUGUUCUACGUGGACCACAUCAACCGGACCACCACCUGGCAGAGGCCCACCACCGCCGCCACCCCCAACGGCAUGCGCCGCUCAGGCUCCGCCCACCAGAUGGAGCAGCUCAACCGGAGGUACCAGAGCAUCCAGCGCACCAUGGCGACAGAAGGGGGCGGGGAGGAGGAGGAGGAGGGGGGGGAGGAGAACGGGGGCGGGGCUUGGAGGAGCGAGGGGACCGUGUUCAGCAACAGCUCUGAGACGGACGCCGUCCCCCCCAGGCCCCUGUGGACUCCUCCCCCUCCCCCCCCCCUGGCCAGCAGUCAGAAGCUCUCCGCUCUGCUCCAGAGUCCCGCCGUCAAGUUCAUCACACACCCCGAGUUCUUCACCGUGCUGCACGCCAACUACGGUGCCUACCGCCUCUUCACCAACAGCACGUGUCUCAAGCACAUGAUCCUGAAGGUCCGCCGCGACGCCCGCAACUUUGAGCGCUACCAGCACAACCGCGACCUGGUCACCUUCAUCAACCGCUUCUCCAGCCAGCAGCUGGACCUGCCGGGGGGCUGGGAGAUGAAGACGGACCCCCAGGGAAAGAACUUCUUCGUGGACCACAACAGCCGCGGGACCACCUUCAUCGACCCCCGCAUCCCCCUGCAGAACGGCCGUCUGCCCAACCACCUGACUCACCGGCGCCACCUGCAGAGGCUGCGCAGCUACAGCGCUGGAGAGGCCUCCGACGUGUCCCGGAGCAGAGGGAUGAUGUCCCGGUCGGGGAAGGGCCUGGUGGCCGCCAUGAGGACGCAGCAACAGCAGGACAACGUUCCCCAAGCCUACAACGACAAGAUCGUGGCGUUCCUGCGUCAGCCCGGCGUCCUGGACAUCCUGACAGACCGCCAGCCGGCUCUGACCCGGAACCCCUCCCUCAGGGAGAAGAUCCACUACAUCAGGACAGAAGGAGCUCCGCGUCUUGAGCGGCUGUCCUGUGAUGCCGACCUGGUCAUUCUGCUGAGUCUGUUUGAGGAGGACAUCAUGUCUUUCGUCCCGUCGUCCUUCCAACAUGGCUUCUCCUUCUCCCCUCACUGCUCUCCUGGGGCGUCGCCCCGCAAGUCUCCCGGUAAAGGCACCCAGAGGGCCCGGGCGCCGGCCCCUUACCGACGGGACUUUGAGGCCAAGCUGAGGAACUUCUACAGGAAGCUGGAGGCUAAGGGCUACGGCCAGGGCCCGGGAAAGAUCAAGCUGAUGGUUCGCCGGGACAAUCUGCUGGAGGGGACGUUCAACCAGGUCAUGGCCUACUCCCGCAAGGAGCUCCAGAGGAACAAGCUCUACAUCACCUUCAUCGGAGAGGAAGGGCUGGACUACAGCGGGCCCUCCAGGGAGUUCUUCUUCCUGCUGUCCCAGGAGCUGUUCAACCCGUAUUAUGGUCUGUUUGAGUACUCGGCCAACGACACCUACACCGUGCAGAUCAGCCCCAUGUCAGCCUUCGUGGAGAACCAGCUGGAAUGGUUUCGUUUCAGCGGUCGGGUCUUGGGCCUGGCACUGAUUCACCAGUACCUCCUGGAUGCCUUCUUCACCAGACCCUUCUACAAAGCACUGCUCCGGCUCGCCACGGACCUCAGCGACCUGGAGUACCUGGACGAGGAGUUCCACCAGUCGCUGCAGUGGAUGAAGGACAACGACAUCACGCAGGUCCUGGAGCUCACCUUCACCGUCAACGAGGAGGUCUUCGGGCAGGUGACGGAGAGGGAGCUGAAGUCGGGCGGAGCCAACAUCAACGUGACGGAGAAGAACAAGAAGGAGUACAUCGAGCGCAUGGUCCGCUGGAGGGUGGAGCGGGGGGUGGUGCAGCAGGCCGAGGCCAUGGUCCGCGGCUUCUACGAGGUGGUGGACUCGCGGCUGGUGUCGGUGUUCGACGCCCGAGAGCUGGAGCUGGUGAUCGCCGGCACGGCGGAGAUCGACCUCCACGACUGGAGGAACAACACGGAGUACCGUGGAGGGUACCACGACGGCCACAUGGUGAUCCGCUGGUUCUGGGGCGUGGUGGAGCGCUUCAACAACGAGCAGCGGCUGCGCCUGCUGCAGUUCGUCACAGGGACGUCCAGCGUGCCCUACGAGGGCUUCACCGCGCUGCGCGGCUCCAACGGCCUGAGGCGCUUCUGCAUCGAGAAGUGGGGCAAGGUCACCUCCCUGCCCAGGGCUCACACGUGUUUCAACCGGCUGGAUCUCCCUCCUUACCCAUCAUGCAACAUGUUGUACGAUAAGCUCCUCAUCGCCGUCGAGGAGACCAGCACGUUCGGACUCGAGUAG
Gadus chalcogrammus (walleye pollock) is the source of this 4754-nucleotide messenger RNA. Its product is annotated as E3 ubiquitin-protein ligase HECW1-like. Bases 246 to 4754 code for a protein of 1502 amino acids. Gene Ontology annotation, molecular function: protein binding; ubiquitin-protein transferase activity. The record is from RefSeq and is a predicted model, not a curated record. Lineage: Eukaryota; Metazoa; Chordata; Actinopteri; Gadiformes; Gadidae. The transcript has 35 exons. Gene Ontology annotation, biological process: regulation of dendrite morphogenesis.